Osmia lignaria (orchard mason bee) is the source of this 2401-nucleotide messenger RNA. RefSeq names its product Alg7 dolichyl-phosphate N-acetylglucosaminephosphotransferase (gene Alg7). Gene Ontology annotation, molecular function: UDP-N-acetylglucosamine-dolichyl-phosphate N-acetylglucosaminephosphotransferase activity. Gene Ontology annotation, biological process: dolichol-linked oligosaccharide biosynthetic process. Lineage: Eukaryota; Metazoa; Arthropoda; Insecta; Hymenoptera; Megachilidae. The record is from RefSeq and is a predicted model, not a curated record. Gene Ontology annotation, cellular component: membrane.
UAUUGUACUUGUCAAAAUGUUCAAAAUGAAAUACGAUAACGACACAUGGAAAUUUAUUUUUCCAAUUUUAAUUAAUUUUCUGAUGUCGGUUAGUGUGUACUUUUUAACUGUACGUUUAAUUCCAAAAAUAAAAGAUAUGUUUAUUAAAGCUAACCUAUAUGGGAUUGAUUUGAAUAAAAAUAGUGGUGAAAAAGUGCCAGAAGCAUUAGGUGUUGUUACCGGAUGUCUGUUUCUUAUAACGCUCUUUUUGUUUAUUCCUAUACCAUUUACAAAUUAUAUAUUUAAUGACACAAACUUCCCUCAUAGCGAGUUUAUGGAAUUUUUGGCUGCCCUACUCUCAAUUUGUUGUAUGUUACUUUUGGGUUUUGCUGAUGAUGUUUUGGAUCUUCGUUGGCGGCACAAAUUACUGCUACCAACUAUUGCUUCCUUACCACUUUUAAUGGUGUAUUAUAUUAAUUUCAACUCUACCUUAAUUAUUGUACCUAAACCUUUAAGAUCAUGGUUUGGUUUCUCUGUGGAUCUUUGGAUAUUUUAUUACUUAUACAUGGGGAUGCUAGCAGUGUUUUGCACAAAUGCUAUAAAUAUAUUAGCCGGUAUAAAUGGUUUAGAAGUUGGCCAAAGCCUAGUAAUUGCAUUAAGCAUUCUUGUUUUUAAUAUAAUAGAAUUAUCAGGAAAUCUUUGGAAAGCACAUCAGUUUUCAUUAUAUUUUAUGUUUCCAUACAUAGCCACUUCAUUGGGCUUACUGAAAUUUAAUUGGUAUCCAGCUCAAGUAUUUGUAGGUGAUACUUUUUGUUAUUUAUCUGGAAUGACAUUUGCCGUUGUUGGAAUUAUUGGUCAUUUCAGUAAAACAACGUUGUUAUUCUUCAUUCCACAAAUACUUAAUUUUCUUUAUAGUGUACCUCAAUUAUUUCAUUUUAUACCAUGCCCUAGACAUAGACUACCAAAAUAUAAUAAAGAAACAGAUAAGCUAACAAUAAGCAAUACAGUAUUUAAUAAAAAAGAUAUUGGAGUCAUUGGUUCAUUCAUAUUAUGGAUAUUUGGGAAGUUAAAUAUAAUAAAAUGGAAAGAAGAUGAUAAAGGUAUCAUUACUUGCAAUAAUUUUACAUUGAUUAAUUUUAUUCUAAUUAAAAUUGGACCAAUGAGGGAACCUACACUAACUCUAACUUUACUGCUAAUUCAAGUUGUUAGCAGUUUAUUAGCAUUCAUUAUAAGAUACCCUCUUGCUUCAAUUUUCUACGAUGUUUGAUGAGGUAUGUAUUUGAAAGAAAUGGUCGUAUGAAAUACGAAAUUACUGUAUUGUUUCAUAAUGAAAUAAUAUAUUAUCUAUCAAAUUUUUCUGUACAACAAUUUUCAAAUACGCACGUGUUUUCGUAUUUUAUAUUCGUAGUGUCAUUAUACAGCCACUGAACAUUCUGAACAAUGUAGGUACUGUUUUAUUGUACUAUUCCCAGGAAAUGAAUAUGUUCCUUUCUAGUUUGUAAGCCAUAUUAUAAUUUUAUAUCUCAAAUUUUACAUGAUUUGAUUAAAAGAUAUAUGUACAAAAUAAUGUAAAAUACAAUUUUAGAUUCGUAACUACAAUUUUUAGUAAACUAUUACAAAUUAAUUAUUCAUUUAUUUUUUGUUUUUUAACAAUUUUGUUUCAAUAAGUAACAUAUAUGUGUAUACAAUAUUUUAAGUAUUGUAUAAGCGUAAAACCUUUAGUAUGUACGCUUAUAUGUUCUAAGAAUAUUUAAUAUGAUAUUUCACAAAAUACAAGUGAAUAACAGAUCUUGUAAACGAAAAUUUUAUAAAAGUUUAAAUAAUCAACAAUUGAAGUGAUAGUAGGCAUCAUGUCUUUGUAGUCUUAUAUCUAACGAAAACGCUAAAAUAGAUGUUUUAUAAAUGCAAUUUUCAAAAAUAGAGUUCGUAGGAACUUACAGUUGAAAAACUACUAAAAAAUAAUGUAGUUAAAAAGUAACUAUGAUGGAUUUUUAAUGUUUUACUUUAAAUUUCUACAGAAACAACAGCAAAUACAAGUGUAUGGUAUUUGUAAAAAGAAUCGAUGUAUUACUGCGAAAAUUUUACUGAACUCGCGUAUAAAACUAUAUUUACGGAUCAUACCAUAGACACGAAACUUCAUUCUUUAAUUCUGGUAACCAUGUGUAUUAUUUAUUUUAAAUUUCGAUCCCGAUCAGUGUUGUUUUAUACAAAAAAAAAGCUUAUGAAACAUUUUGGAAAUUAAACAUUAUACUGGAACCUAGUUUAUCUUUUAUUGUAAGUUGCGUUUUUGCAGCAUCUCUCAGACUGAAAAUAUGUGUAAGCUCCAUGGCUGUGCGACCUAAUGCUAAGGCCUUGUCAAAUAAUUUUAUUGCUUCUGUUAAAUUUCCUCUGUUGAAAAAGUAAAAUUUAUAUUUUAGAACGA